AUCUUGACUACGAAGACAUGCCUGCAUUAGAUAUAUAUAUAACUAUUGUUGGUAUAACAAUCCAAACAGUUCAAAAUACCGGUAGUGAUUUGUCUCUUGAAUUCUACAUAGAAGAAAAGGUUGAUGACAGAGAACUAUCCAAUUUCUGGACAAAAAAAACAUGA
Dentiscutata erythropus is the source of this 164-nucleotide messenger RNA. Lineage: Eukaryota; Fungi; Glomeromycota; Glomeromycetes; Diversisporales; Gigasporaceae. The record is from the annotation of a GenBank genome assembly.